CGCUGUGCUGGGAGGAAAGGUCUGGAGCAGAUUCAUAAUAUCUGAUUGUUUCCGACAAAAGGCGUCGUUGGACGUUUACAAAAAAAAUAACAACGGUUAAAAGCUUUACUCUAACGUUUUUCGUUGGCAAAUAAAUGGAUGAGACAGCGUAGGCGACGCAUGCACUGGAAUACGGAAAAUGAUGUGAAGAGGACAGCAUGUUUUUAUUACGAAACCCCGCAAUAUCGGCAUGAACUAAGACUGUAACGAUAGCACAUCCAUCUCCUUUUGGAUCAAGUCGUUCAAACUCCGAAUUACCGAUUGGGUACACAAGGGGAAUACAAUAAUAAGACUGUCCAACAAUGCCGAAAAAGUGGACCACAGUCACACCGUGCAGAUGUCUCCCUUUCGUCAUUUUGGUUCUGGUGUUUCCCAGAUGUGCGCUGUCGGCUUCGGCAGACAAAAACAUGGUCAAACAGGACGACUAUUACAGCGCCACGGUGAACGUCACGGUGCUGGACUCCAAGGGCAACCAGAAGCAAAUUCUGACAAAAGACGACGGGCGGUACGGACAGAGUUCACUGAAAGCCGAUGCCAAAGGAAUCGUGAUCGCCCCAGCACCCAAUUUCGGAGUGGUUGACCGGAAGGGCUGCGACCCCCACACACACUUUGUGGUGCCCCCCAGGACCACGCACUGGGUGGCCCUGCUGCAGCGCGGCGUCUGCACCUUUAAGGAGAAGAUCCUCAAAGCGGCCGCCUUCAACGCCACUGCUGUGCUCAUCUACAACAACUCCUCCAAGGAGGACACCGUCACCAUGGCGCACGAAGGCACUGGGGACAUUGUGGCGGUGAUGAUCACAGAGGCCUAUGGGAAGGACAUGGUCAGUCUCCUGGAGAAGAACCUGACGGUGCUGGUGAGCAUCAUCCUGGGCCCACGUGGCCCGCCCAAGAACAUCAACCGCGGCUCGCUGGUCUUCGUCUCCAUCUCCUUCAUCGUGCUCAUGAUCAUCUCCUCCGCCUGGCUCAUCUUCUACUUCAUCCAGAAGAUCCGCUACACCAACGCGCGCGACCGGAGUCAGCGACGACUGGGCGAUGCGGCUAAGAAAGCCAUCGGGAAGCUGACCACCCGGACGGUGAAGAAAGGAGACAAGGAGACGGACCCCGACUUCAACCACUGCGCCGUCUGCAUCGAGGGGUACCAGCUCAACGACGUGGUGCGAAUCCUGCCCUGCAAGCAUGUUUUCCAUAAGAUGUGUGUGGAUCCCUGGCUGAACGAGCACUGCACCUGCCCCAUGUGCAAACUCAACAUCCUCAAAGCCCUGGGCAUUAUGCCCAACCUUCCGUGCGUGGACAACGUGGCCUUCGACAUGGACAGGAUAUCGCGCAGCCAGACGGCCAGUCAGCGCACGGCGCUCGUCGACCUGUCCAGCGAGAACUCCAUCAGCCUGGAGCCCCUGCGGCAUUCUGGGACAUCCCAGAUUCCGUCCGAUGGGGAGCUGACCCCGCGCACCGGAGAGAUCAACAUCGCCGUCACCAGCGGCCAUUUCUUCAACCGGUCGUCCCUGUCCCCGCGGAGUGUGGUGUGCGAGAUGGAGCUUCCAGACAUCCAGGCCACGCUGGACCUGUACGACGAGAACAAGUCCUGAGGGCUGCACCGCCCGACGGCUCGCUGCCCCCGCAGAAUGUACUGUCGACCGUCACUCAAGAGCAAAGGGAAAUACCCCGUAUCUCAUUCACCGCCCUUAUCCCGUUGCCCCCGGGAGACCGGUACCCCCUCCCACCCCCUCCAGCCCCAAUCAAAACUGUGUUGUUGUUUUUUUUUUAUUAUUAUUACUAUUAUAAUUAUUGUUUCACUAAGGGAUCAUGAGGGGGAAAAAAAUGACCUUUUUGUGUUUUAGAUUUCUUCUUUCGUUCUUUUUGAUUCCAAAAAGUAUCCCUCCCAUCUGGCCUGGAUUUGUAAAUGAAAAAGUACCUCACGACAGUAGCCAUGCGUUUCCGUGUAUUUAGAGCAUUCUGCAUCUGUGAAUGUUGUAGCUAACCAUUUCCUUUUUUUGCUAUCAAGAAAGAAACUUUUAUCAACACCUGUGUUGACUGGAAGGAGGGGGCGGCCCCUAGUAGACUCACAGAUUUGUGGUCCCUCGAAACCAACUUCUGACUGUGGGUACAUCGGGGGGUGGGCGAGGGGGGGUUUCUCCCUCUUUCUCCCCUCCCCCGCCCGACACCCCCCCCCACCCUUUCAGCCUGUCUGUCUGGAAUGAACCUGCCGGAAAUGAAGGACUGUGGAACUUUUCUCCCAGGACGAGCUUCAUCGGUCCAGAAUAAUCACACAGCAUACAGCAGUGUACGAUAUGCAGCAUUAUUCUUCUGUAGCGGUUCAGUGUUUAUCUGUAUUAAACAUUUUAAUGUGUAUUUAAAAAGCCUAUGAAAUACCCACAGCGUAUACUAAUCAACCCCAGUAAGGGGUCAUGUGUAUAUAUAUACAUAUAUAUAUAUAUAUAUAUAUAUAUAUAUACACACACACACAUAUAUAUCUCUCUAAGUGGCCUCGAUGCACUGUUUGUUAGUUUCUCAUACAUGUACAAGCAAACUGUAUGGAAGGACGUGUUUUUGUUUUUGACUUUUCUGUGUGUCUUAAGUCUUUGUACCUGAAUUCGAAUGAAGACGCGAGAGUCUCAACACGUGACCUCUUCUUUGAUGUGGAUGUGGAAGAUGUUUGUCACCCUGUUGCCUGCACCCCAGUGCUCCCUUACAUACUGCCUCAGCAUCAGAAAUCUCAUCGUCAGUCGCAGCCCUUCAGCCCUGCGCGUCCGUACAGCAAUUCUGUGAGAGCUUCAGGUUUCUGACUUUACGUAUAACUUCAGGCUGAGGUGGACAAUCCGGGCUCAGAACGCGGAGUUUUUGUUUUUCCCCCGAUCGCCUGGAUUUGCUAAUUGCCGCAAUUCUCCAGCCAGGAGAGGUGUAGAGCUAAUUAGUGAAAUCAGCGGGCUGAGUUCAUGGGUAGAGGAAACAUACGGCGGGAUGUUUACUUUCUGAGCCCUGGAGGUUCCACCUCUGCUUGACGGUCAAUCAGUGGGGCAGUGAGCAGGGCUACGUUUGCAGCGUCAGAGGUGCAACAUUGUGAUGAUAGAUCUCCAGGAACAGGGUUUGGCACCACUGUCCUACAGCCUGUCUGCUCCCUUAUCCUCCAGGCUGCGUUGCAUUAGUUAUUUAGCUGACCCCUUUUUAUCCAAAGCGACUUACAGUUCAUUAGACUAAGCAGGGGACAAUCCCCCCCUAGAGCAAUGUGAGGUUAAGGGCCUUGCUCAAUGGCCCAACAGCUGCAUGGAUCUUAUCCUGGCUUGAGCCACCAACCUUCCGGGUCCCAGUCGUAUACCUAAGCCACUUGGCUACAGGCUGCCCCAUUUGUAAUGGUACGCUCACUCCCCUUUUCUGCAGGAUUUGGUAUACCCCGUUCACCCCAGUUGUCUUCUAGUCUAGACCCCCCCCCCCCUCCAGCCACCAGCCCAGUCAUCAGUUACAAGUGUGGGAGUUUGGCUGAAAUACUUUUUCAGCUCCCUCGAGGCGUUUGAAGCACACAGUCAUCUGGCGUACCACCAUUACUGUCUUUAGCUGCCAGUUUUGCUGUGUGCCGUUUGUCUCUCUGUACUGCAUUGAACACGGAGAGUUGUAGGUUUGUCUCCCCCUGCUGGUCUGGAUGCUGGACCACGGCACAUGAAACUACUCCUACUCCCAGCUGUGUAGGGAGAAAGGGAGUGGUUUCAGAGGCAGCUCUGCUAUAUAAGCAAGAUGCAAAGCAUUGUGGGAAGGGUGUUACAAUAAACAUGGUCCUCAAA
Messenger RNA from Conger conger (European conger), 3812 nucleotides. RefSeq names its product ring finger protein 130 (gene rnf130). The record is from RefSeq and is a predicted model, not a curated record. Bases 342 to 1625 code for a protein of 427 amino acids. The transcript has 9 exons. NCBI's taxonomy places the organism in Eukaryota, Metazoa, Chordata, Actinopteri, Anguilliformes, Congridae.